This is a messenger RNA of Quercus lobata, 465 nucleotides long. RefSeq names its product high mobility group B protein 3-like. The record is from RefSeq and is a predicted model, not a curated record. The coding region runs from base 1 to 450 and encodes 149 amino acids. Gene Ontology annotation, biological process: polar nucleus fusion. The transcript has 5 exons. Gene Ontology annotation, cellular component: nucleus. Gene Ontology annotation, molecular function: DNA binding. NCBI's taxonomy places the organism in Eukaryota, Viridiplantae, Streptophyta, Magnoliopsida, Fagales, Fagaceae.
AUGAGCACCAUGUUUGGGAUUACAGUGCCAGCACUUAGGGGAAAGGACUACGGCAAGACUAAAAUGCCAUAUAUAUAUGAGAAUGCAGGACUUGCGAGUAGGAAAUGGCCCCAUACCAAAGAUGGGAGAGACUGUAGUGGUAAGCCACUAAUUGUGGAGAAGAUUGUGGAGAAGCCCAGUGACCCCCCCAAGAAGAAGCCUACUACUACUACUACAGACAGGAAGAAAUCAAGUUCAACAGCGCCGAAGGCAAAGAAAGCAAAAACUGACAAGAAGUCUAAGGAUCCAAAUGCCCCCAAGCGCCCACAAACUGCCUUCUUUCUCUUCAUGGAUGACUUUAGGAAGACUUAUAAAGAAGAAAAUCCCGAUUCGAAGGGUGGUAAAGAGGUAGCAAAGGAGGGUGGUGAGAAGUGGAAAUCUCUAGACAGAAAGAGAGAAAAAUAUUCCUAGGACAUUAAUAGGUGG